Messenger RNA from Thermothielavioides terrestris NRRL 8126, 407 nucleotides. RefSeq lists its product as uncharacterized. The transcript has a single exon. NCBI's taxonomy places the organism in Eukaryota, Fungi, Ascomycota, Sordariomycetes, Sordariales, Chaetomiaceae. Bases 168 to 392 code for a protein of 74 amino acids. The record is from RefSeq and is a predicted model, not a curated record.
AGUUCCUGCCCGGGAUCAGGACGCAGUGCACGGGACACACAGCAGGGGCACAGCAGGGGCGCAGCCUGGUAUGGUAUGGCUUCCACGGUAUGCUGGCUGGGUAGGCCGGGACUGAGCGUCAAGUGCGUGCUGGGGUAGAACAGGGGAGGGGUUGCUUUCGUGUAGAUAUGGGCCUGGGGUGGAUGAACGGAUGGCUGGGUCUGGGAUGUGCAUUGGCCGCCGAUGCCUUUUCUGUGCGCUCUGUAUGGCUCUGCGAGUAUAUGACCAACUUGGUUCUCCUGGCCCUCUUUUUUGGUGCAUAUGUGUUCGUGUCUCAGCUGGUGAUGGUCGACGUGGAGGCAAGGUGGUGUCCGACUUUCAGUCCAAUGCUAGGGCUAGGGCGCCCGUCGUAACCGCCUGGCUUUUCC